UAGCGGAAAGCAUGGACUGAGCUUGCUACGGUCUUCGGGAGAUAGCAUUUGAAGGUUUGACGAGAAUGCAUGGAUUGGUGUCGUAUCGAUGUUCUCGGAAGAGCUCGGUCGCUACGUAGCGACCGAACUUUGGCUCGAGCCCGGUCGCUACGUAGCGACCGAGCUUUGGCUCGAGCUCGGUCGCUAUGUAGCGACCGAGUGGGUCAGACGUUCGGUUGCUAUGCAGCGGCCGAUAUCAGCCCGGACUUGGUUGCUACGUAGCGACCGGACGGCGUGUAUGCGCGGUAAUUACGCAACGACCGAGCUUGGUUUGUUUGGUUUGAAUCUUCAAGGAUACUUCUUCGUAAAAACUUCGUAUUGGUUAUAUUUUACGAAAGCUAUAUCUUUCUUUUUACUAUCUCUUUCGGAAAUACGAUCUCCGAGGAUUUUCGGGUGGUAAUUCCGUCGUGACCGUUUUUGACCCCAACAUACACUAAGUAAACACCUCACCAAUUAAGUAUUUGAUCAAGAGACAAAUCCUAUCAAUCAUCUACAGUUUCAAUCAUGCAACACUAAUUUAUAACUCUUUAAUCAUCUAUCUAGACUCACCUUUAAAUCCAUGAGAUUGGCUAAGGAAGACUAUACUCGAGCUCAAGCUAAUCACACUCGCCUUCUGGAAUAUUCUCGAUUUAAAACCACCACAAGGAUCUGGCUGAUCCGAACACUAUCCUUGACCAUCUGUACCAAUAGCAGAACGGUUGGAAAAAAGGUUAAUCGGUCCGGUUCAACCCCACAGUUCAAGAUUCUUGGCAGCUACAAAGGCAAGUUCAAGGCAGCUUCAGUUUGGUUCAAACAUAAAUCGUUUCAGUUAAGUUGUCUAGAUGCUAGGGGACCAUUAACUGAACUAAUAUAAAUCCACACAAGGGAUUAAGAAAUUAAGCCAGAGUGGAAGAACAACAACUCAGCCAGCUGGUUACAAUCUAAACUGAUCUGGAUCAAAAGGCAAAACAGUUUACCAGUUCAAAUCAAACAUUGUCUGAACUCGACUGAUACUCCACCUUAAGAUGAAGCCACGCCAAACCUGAUCAGUAUCACAUCAAGAAAAGGUCGGACUCAAUCAGAACAAAGCUAAAUCGCAGUCAAUCCAACAGAAAUGCUCACAUAAAACUGAUCCACACAACAACUUACAUCUUUACCGAUAAAAAUAAAAGGCUGAAGAACAUGGGUGAUUCUCAACUUCAGGAAACCAAAUCUCCAGCGCUUUACCACACAAAUACUCACUGAUGAAAGUCACAAGAUGGUGAGAAAGGGUCGUCCAAGCUAACUUCUCUUCCCUGAUUGUUUUCUAAAUUUUUCAACUGUUAAGAACAAUGUGGAUUGCUAGUAACCAUAUCAAGGAAGAACGGACCGCGUCCAGGCCCAAGACCAAGACCGCGUCUGCAUAGGAGAGAGAGGCGGCUAAAGAUUAAGCCGACUAUAGAUUAGGAUGAUUUCCUUUUCUCUUCGUGUUUAUCUUUAAGUAGUUUUCCUAUUCUCUUUAGGAAAAGGAUUUGUACUCUUUCCAUUUAUCUAUUCGUUGUAAUCCCUAUAUAAGGGAACACUUUGAUUAAGUAAUAUGACACACGAUUUCCCCUAUUGUUCACAACACGUUAUCAGCACGAUAGCCUCUAAAUCCCUGAGACCAAAAUCGAAACCUAAAAGCCUAAACCGGCAACUCAAAGCUAAAACCCUAGACGUUUCCUGUUCAUCCUAAAAACCUUGACGUCCUCAAGACCGAACGUCCUCAGCUUCCUGAUCGCGUCCUCAGCUCGCACACGAGAAGAACGCAUCCGUCCAAGAAGACCUCGCACCCGAGACAGCUCGCGUCUGUCCUCAGCUCGCGUCCGACUACAUCCGCGACCCGAUAGGAGGCAGCAAGCGUCCAUUCUUCUCAGCUCGAAGUUUCAUCCAUUCUCAGGUGGUCCGGUUCUAUACCUCUACGAAACAAAGGUAUAAACAUAAUCUGAGAACCUAGAUAGAGAACAUAAACCCUAAUCCAUCAUUAUGGAAACCAUAAAAAGAAACUACAAGAUUAAAAUCGACAAGUCUUAAAACUAGAAAGAUAAACGAUUCCAACUAGAAUAUGAUUGUAUGUUGAUUGAUUAAAUCUGAAAUCUGACAAACCCUAUUGAAGGAAUCGAAAACCCUAAACCCUAAAAGAAGUUAGAAUCCGAUUUUAAGAUUGAUCUUGCUUGUUUGAUUUCUUGCUUGAUUUGAGGUUUAGGAUUGUUAGAUUGUUUGAAAUAAUCUAACUAAGUAUACAAAUACUUAAGGCCUUGAAACCUUAACACAAGGUUGAUAGAAUUUAAAAGAUUGAAAACCCUAGGUAUUAUAAAAGAAGUAAGUAUAAGGUAUAUUGCUUUACAUGAAUCUGAACAUGGUAUUGCAUUCAUAACUAAUUGAAACAAGAUCGACCAGCAUAUAGAUCACGCGAACUUAGGUUGCUUGCAUUAGUAAACCUAUAUGGCCGUGUGGCUGAUGAUUGAUAGCACCAUGGUCGAUUUGUAUUGUUUUGAACAUCAUAAAUGCGUAAGACAUGUUGUGGCCGAGCUUGCUUAUAUCCUGCGGCCACGUGAUCACAUUAUGAACCUAAAAUCUUAUAUGAUAAUGUGAUUCAGAUGUCGAAAAUAGCAAACAGAGACUACGCAGCCCUUAAUCUCUCCGGAGACAAUUACUUGCAGUGGGCGCUAGAUACAAGGAUCAGUCUAAAGUCCAAGGGACUCGGUGAUACUAUCACCGAGGACAACAAUGAGAAUGAAAAGAAUAGAUACAGGGCCAUAGGCCUUAUGUGCCAUCAUCUCAUUGAAGGUCUUAAAAAUCAGUACAUGACAAUUGAGAAUCCACUAGAUCUUUGGAAUGCUUUAAAGCAUAGAUAUGAUCACCAAAAGAUGGUGUUGCUUCCAAAGGCAAGGCACGAUUGGAUGCAUCUAAGGUUCUUAGACUAUAAGUCUGUGGAUGAGUACAAUUCAGCCUUAUUCAAGAUAGUUUCAAUACUAAGGCUUUGUGGUGAAGAAGUAUCCGAUAUGAUGAUGCUUGAAAAGACCUAUACGACUUUCAAUCAGUCGAAUUCUGUGUUGCAAGAGCAAUAUAGGACAAAAGGUUUUGCCACAUAUACUGAUCUGAUCUCAUGUCUACUCUUGGCCGAGGCAAAAAAUGAGCUCCUAAUGAAGAACAGUGGAGCCAGACCGGCCGGGACAGCACCAUUACCCGAAGCCCAUGAGGUUGAAAAGAAAGAUCCCAAAGAGACCUACUUCGCCCAAGACAACAGGAAACCAUACGGCAAUGGCCGUGGUGGAUACAAGAGGCGUGGGCGUGACAAUCAUAACGCUCGAGACAACUACUCAACCGGCCGAAAAGGAAACCACAAUAACCGUGGUCGUGUUUCCGAUUACGGCCGGGGUCGAGGCAGUUACGGCCGUGGACGAGGUGGCAUAUCCAAACCAUCUUACACGUCCAAGUCAGUAUGCCACAGAUGCGGGAUGGACAACCAUUGGGCCAAGAAUUGUAGAACUAUGAAACACUUGUGCGACCUCUACCAAGAGAGCCUCAAGAACAAGAACCCGGAGGCAAACAUGAUCCAAGAAAACGGUCAUGAUGACAAAGGAUAUGGAUAUGAUGCUGACAAUGAAUCCGACAAAGAUAACAAAGAUGACCUAAUGGAUUUUGAGACAUCUGAUUGUCUCAAGGACUAGUUUUCGAAUCACAUUGUCUUAUUGCUUUAUGUCUUUGAUUUGGUGUU
Molecule: messenger RNA, 3757 nt
Organism: Brassica rapa (field mustard)
Lineage: Eukaryota; Viridiplantae; Streptophyta; Magnoliopsida; Brassicales; Brassicaceae
Source: RefSeq, a predicted model, not a curated record